Messenger RNA from Fraxinus pennsylvanica, 1335 nucleotides. Lineage: Eukaryota; Viridiplantae; Streptophyta; Magnoliopsida; Lamiales; Oleaceae. The record is from the annotation of a GenBank genome assembly.
AUGGCGGUUGCCGACAAUUCCACCGGCUCCGGUGGAUCUUCAGGCAGCUUUUUUACCUCCAGAACCCCGAUUCUUGGUCAAAAACUCGAUGUGGUAAUCAUAGCGGUAGUUGUUGUAAUGCUGAUAAUUUUCCUGUUAAUUUUGUUUUUCCUCCGUUUGAAUCGGAAUUCAAAGCGACGACGCAUUGCCGUGAAGCACAGCUCAGGACUGUUUCCUUUAGAGAUCAACGAAAUCAAAGACUCGGAUCGCACUGAAAGUCGUAAAGUGAACGAGCUGGAAAACACAAACGUAACGUUUUUGGUAGAAGACGUGGUGAAGGGUGUUGAAUUCGGUAAAAAAGGAGGCUCGGAGAGCACUGAGUUGGAUUCGAAUCGGAGUGCGUCGUCAUCUUCGGUGACGGUGUCGAGUGAUGGGGUGAAUAACUACGGAUGGGGCAGAUUGUACAGUUUGAAGGAGCUGAAAAUUGCAACCAAUCAAUUUUCCGACGAGAAUGUGAUUGGAGAAGGGGGUUAUGGCAUUGUUUAUCGAGGCAUUUUGCAUGAUGGCUCUGUAAUUGCAGUUAAAAGUCUCCGAAACAACAAGGGUCAGGCAGAGAAGGAGUUCAAGGUGGAAGUUGAAGCCAUUGGAAAAGUAAGACACAAGAACCUUGUGGGUCUGAUCGGGUUUUGCGCAGAAGGCACUCAGAGGCUACUUGUGUACGAGUACAUUGAUAAUGGCAAUCUGGAGCAGUGGUUACAUGGUGAUGUGGGGCUGGUUAGCCCUCUCACUUGGGAGAUCAGGAUGAAAAUUGCCAUCGGGACAGCAAGAGGGCUGGCAUAUUUGCAUGAAGGAUCUGAGAAAAGCUAUGUUACAACACGAGUGAUGGGAACCUUUGGAUAUGUUUCCCCUGACUAUGCAAGUACAGGAAUGCUCAACGAGGGGAGUGAUGUAUAUAGUUUCGGUAUUUUACUGAUGGAGUUAAUUACCGGAAGAAGUCCGGUUGACUAUUCAAGACCACCUGGGGAGAUGACCUUGGUCGACUGGUUCAAAGGGAUGGUAUUAAGUCGUCGUGGAGAAGAGUUAGUGGACUCCAUGAUUGAUGUUCCUCCUCCUUCAAGAUCUUUAAAGAGAGUACUACUCAUCUGCCUUCGCUGUAUAGAUUUGGAUGCCAACAAGCGUCCAAAGAUGGGGCAAGUUGUACACAUGCUUGAGGCAGAUGAAUUUCCUUAUCGCACAGAACCUCGAUCUACCUGUGAAACAUCUCCUCUACAUCCCCGAACAACUCGUAACAACAAAAUUCUAUUCUCACCUGAGGAUGCGGCGAAUAACGAUGUACAAAAAUCUAGGAGGAGAUGA